AUGGCUGCAAUCAACUAUGUUCGCUUCAUACCACAAGAUCAAGUUUUUUUCACUCCAACUGAACAUCGCCAGUCAAUUGAUUUGAUUAUGGAAAAUGUCUUUGAUCGUGCAGUUACAUUCAAAAUGAAAUCUACUAGACCCGGCUUGUAUAGAAUGAGGCCUGUGUAUGGAAUUAUACCUCCCGGAGAAGCUGGCAGAGUUACAUUAACUUUCAAAGGAUUGAAAAAGGGUCAAACGCCUCCGCUCAAGGAUAGAUUUUCAAUCGUUCUGGCUGUAGUAGAAAAUAAUUUGAACAAGGCCGAGAAAUUAUGGAGAGAUCAUCAACUUCUAACGGAAAUGGCAGAGAAUGCAACGAUGGGAAAGAAAUAUCUUUCGGUUAUGUUUUAUGGAUUUAGCGAUGUCAACUCAACAAGCUCUCUGGCUGAGAUAAUUCCAUUGAACUUGGACGAAGGAAAGUGUCCCCCCAUAGUCAUAAUGUAUCGUCCGCAAUGUGAUUCUUCGAACGACGACGAGGAAUGUGAUUCUUAA
This is a messenger RNA of Auanema sp. JU1783, 528 nucleotides long. NCBI's taxonomy places the organism in Eukaryota, Metazoa, Nematoda, Chromadorea, Rhabditida, Rhabditidae. The record is from the annotation of a GenBank genome assembly.